AUUAGGCAAAGGGUUAAGUAUUUAUUAAUCAAAAGAAUUCGUGUUGUUAUUGUAAUAUUUUCUAAUUUAAACAUACUUUAGUCCUUCUGACAAGUUUUGUAUCGUCAAUAUUGUUUUCUUAAUAACUGCUUUUGGGAUCAUAUUCAAUUUGUUUUAUACAUCAGUGUUAAAACAUAUUUAUAUAUCGUAUUUUGAGAGAUGCAACCACGACAAAAGUCGCACUCGAUUGACGAAGGAGGGAGGCCAACGGCAACGAAUUGGAAAAGGAAAUUCGCAGGGAAGGCCAGACUUCCGGGCGUAAAGAAAAGAUGCCAGAGAGUAAAGAACUCAGAGCCACCUCAAUACACGGAUCCCGGAACAAACAAGGAGGCAAUGCCAGACCUUGAGGAAGUCGUUUCUUCAGUAGCGGAGAAAAUGCUACCGGAAAUCAACAAGAGGAUAGAGACGAUUAUAUCUCAACACCUUGACACACCAUCGACUGAAGGUAGCAAAGUCUCUUCUAGUACAUCAACUGACAAUGUUCAAAAUUUAUCUAAUUCAGAUCAAGUCAUUUGUUUUGACACCUUUUCUCCUUCAUGUUCAAUGCCUCAGAGCAUAACCAGUGUAAAUGAUUAUCUAGGUAUGCAUGUUACACCGUCAGUUAAACAAAAAAUCAUGAAAGGGGAGUUUGUAGAAUUGCAUACACUUUUAAAUAAGCAAACAGAUAUUGAAGCAUUGGAGAGUAGAGUUCUAUUUUCAAAUGGUCAACUCACAUUAAAACCUGCAAAUACAAUCAAAAUUACAACAAUUGAUACUUGGUUGGAUGCAUUUUUUAUUUAUAUGAGUAUAUAUUUGUCAGCACAUAUUGAUCAAACUCACAGCCUUAUCAUAUAUAUGGCUAAUGUCAAACUCGGUGCCAGUCGAGUUUCUGGUGGAUUAGAAUGGAAAGAAUAUGACCGACAAUUUAGACUAAAAAGAGCCAAAGAUAACAGUAUUUCCUGGGACAAAAUCGACCCAGAGCUUUGACUUCUUU
This is a messenger RNA of Saccostrea cuccullata (small rock oyster), 1012 nucleotides long. RefSeq lists its product as uncharacterized. The transcript has a single exon. Bases 199 to 1005 code for a protein of 268 amino acids. The record is from RefSeq and is a predicted model, not a curated record. Lineage: Eukaryota; Metazoa; Mollusca; Bivalvia; Ostreida; Ostreidae.